Molecule: messenger RNA, 1530 nt
Organism: Pogona vitticeps (central bearded dragon)
Lineage: Eukaryota; Metazoa; Chordata; Lepidosauria; Squamata; Agamidae
Product: olfactory receptor 4M1-like
Biological process (GO): G protein-coupled receptor signaling pathway
Cellular component (GO): membrane
Molecular function (GO): olfactory receptor activity; G protein-coupled receptor activity
Source: RefSeq, a predicted model, not a curated record
AAUUUUCCUUAUUUCUGGCUGAAGGGAAGGGAGGUAAAUUUAUAUUUCCAGCUUAACAAUGAGUAAGUAAUGCUAUUUUAUACAAAGUGUAGCGGUAUGUGCGUUUAGAAAAAUAGCUCUGUUGUUUGUAUGAGUCCCUUUAAACUCCUAUUCCUUUUUUUUUGUAGAUUGAAAGUAUGAAUCAGAAUAAUGUUUCAGAAGUAUCUGAGUUUCUUCUCCUAGGACUGUUUCCAGUUAAAGAAGUCCAGCUUGCCCUCUUCUUCUUGUUUUCACUCUUCUACUCCUUCAUCUUGUUGGGCAACAUCCUUAUCAUCCUUACCAUCUACCUGGAUCACCAUCUGGCUUCCCCGAUGUACUUUUUCCUAGCUAAUCUAUCCUUCCUUGACAUUUGCUACUGCUCUGUCACAUUGCCUAAGAUGCUAGGUGAUUUUUUAAGGCAGCAAAAAAUUAUUUCCUAUGGUGGAUGCAUGUGCCAGCUCUUUUUCUUGCAUUUUUUGGGAGCAGCUGAGAUAUUUCUGUUGAUCGCCAUGGCCUAUGAUAGGUACGUAGCUAUAUGUAAACCACUGCAGUAUUUUCAUCUUGUGAGUGGAAGUGUGUGUUGCAUGCUGGUGGGGGCAUCCUGGGUAGGAGGAUUUAUUCAUGCUAUCAUCCUUGUAAUGUUGACCCAUCAACUUCAUUUUUGUGGACCAAACAUCUUGGACAAUUUCUUCUGUGAUGUUCACCAAGUGAUCAGACUGGCCUGCGCUGAUACACACAGGGUGGAAACUCUGACUUUCAUCAACAAUGGGCUUGUAAUAUUGUCCUCCUUCAUUCUUUUGCUAAUAUCAUAUGGAAUCCUUCUGGUGAAACUAAAAACUAGUACAACACUUGGAAGGGGCAAAGCUACAUCCACCUGUGUCACCCACAUUAUUUUAAUCUUUGUGAUGUUUACUCCAGCCAUCUUCCUCUAUACACGUCCUUUGGUGCCCUUAUUCAUAGACAAGGUGGUGGCUGUUUUCCUUACUGUCAUUUUUCCUUUAUUAAACCCAGUUAUCUACACAAUGAGGAACAAAGAAAUUAAGAACUCCAUGAAGAAGUUAAUAGAAAAGUAUGGACUUUGGAUUACACUCUAAAAUUACAGUGUCUUGCUGUGGAAUGAACUCAUCUUUCCUAAAUCUUUUUGAAAUAAAAUAAAUGACACUUAAAAGCUAAAUUCUAAUUCUAAUGCAUUUUUGUCAAUAUUGGUGUGAGAGAUCUUACUUUCAGCUUCGUGAAGAUUAUAUUUUCUGUCAACAAAAAUGCCACUAAUUGGUCAUAUUGCACAUAGAAUUUUACAUAUCGUUUAAACCUGCUGCUCUAAGGACUAAUUUUUUGUAACUUCUAUUUACCUUUACAAGGGCUCUGGAAGAGAUACAGAUACCAGACAGCGUUUGCAUGAUCAAAUAGAGAGUGUCUCAUCAGAUUUUUUUUUACCCAGUCUGAGUUCCUGCAAUUUAGCAGAGUGAGAGGGAGGAAUUUACCUCCAGUAUGUAUGUAUGUAUGUAUGUAUGU